AUGUUAAGAUUUAAAAACAAAUUUAAAUUCGGAUCAUCUACUCCCACAUCAUCUUCAUCUUCAACUAAUACUACAACUCAUGAGAAAUCAGAAUCUCCCGAAUUCUCAACUUCUUCAACUUCAAAUUCUUCACCUCGAAAUUCAAUCGAUUCAAGAAGAACUAUUUCAGUUAAUAAUUUAACUGAUAAUGUUCUGAAAUUAUCGAUUGAUCAACAUUCAACCACGUCUUCUACUUCAACUACUCAUUCAAGUCAUAACAAUAAUAACAGUACUCAUGAUUCAAAUCAUUUAUCAGUGAAUAACGGCGCUUCUUCUACUAAAAGUGUUCAUAGUAGUAAAAAUGGAUCUUCAACUGCCAUUAACAAUUCUGAUAGCGUUAUUUCUUCAUCUGAUAUUCUGGAAUUAUCAAAUACAACCAUUACUUCAAAUCCAGGGUUAUUAACUGUUAAGAUUUAUAAUUCAAAUAAUAUUCAAUUACCUAUUCAAAUCAAUAAUAAUAAAAGAAUCUUACAUGCUUUAGCUAUAAAUUCAAAUAAUUCGGCUAUAAGUCAACAAUUAUUAAAGAAUUUAUCCACUUUAUCCACUGCCAAUGAUAUUGAUACCAGUGAAUAUUUAUCAGGUGGAAUUGCCACUAAUUUCUUACCUUCUAUUAUAACCAUUCCAUCUGAAAAUUUAGUGAAAUCUUUAUUAUAUUUAACUAUUGAAUUCGAAAAUAAUGUUAUCCUUAUUGAACCUCAAAAGGGGUCUGUUAAUCAAUCGACUUGGAAUCAAGUUGUUUCAUUCGAUGUUACCAAAUCAUCAUCAUCAUCAUCAUCAUCUAAUCAAUCACAAAAUCAAUCAUCACAAUCACCUCUGAAUUCAUCAUCUCAACAAGUUAACGGUAACACUGCUUCUAACUUCCUUAAUUUGAAUCUUUUCAUAAGAUUACCUAAUUCACUUAUCCCAGAAUCAGAAAAGGAAUCUAAAAAGCAUUUAUUUACAAAUUAUAAAUUAUCAUCUCCAAAAGAUGCUGUGGUAAAUUCAACUAAUAUUGGAGAUUUAUUAAUUGGUACCAUUAAAUUACCUUUAAAUUUAAAAUAUCAUACUAAACAAAUUCGUCUUAUGAAUCAUGAAUAUCUUAAAUUUGCCAACUUCAACUUGGGUCAUAAUCUUACUAAAGAAAUGGGAGAAAUCAUGCUUACAAUUGAAUUCAAACCAAUCUUAAAGACUCAUCUUUCGAUUGAAGAUUUUGAUUUAUUGAAAGUUAUUGGUAAAGGUUCAUUUGGGAAAGUUAUGCAAGUGGUUAAAAAGGAUACUAAACAAAUUUAUGCUUUGAAAACAUUAAGAAAACAACAUAUUGUAUCAAGAAUGGAAGUUACUCAUACUUUAGCAGAAAGAACCGUGUUAGCCAGAAUUAAUAAUCCAUUCAUUGUCCCAUUGAAAUUCUCUUUCCAAUCAGCUGAGAAAUUAUAUCUUGUAUUAUCAUUUAUAAAUGGGGGUGAAUUAUUUUAUCAUUUACAAAGAGAAGGGAAAUUUUCUAUGGAUAGAUCAAGAUUUUACAUUGCCGAAUUAUUAACGGCUUUAGAAAGUUUACAUGAUUUAAAUGUGAUUUAUCGUGAUUUAAAACCCGAAAAUAUCUUAUUAGAUUAUCAAGGGCAUAUUGCAUUAUGUGAUUUUGGUUUAUGUAAAUUGAAUAUGAGUAAUGAAGAUAAAACUUCAACUUUCUGUGGAACUCCAGAAUAUUUAGCUCCUGAAUUAUUAUUAAAUCAAGGAUAUACCAGAAGUGUGGAUUGGUGGACUUUAGGUACAUUAUUAUAUGAAAUGUUAACUGGAUUACCACCAUUUUAUGAUGAUGAUACCAAUACCAUGUAUAGAAAGAUUUUACAAAAUCCCUUAAAAUUCCCAUCAUUUUUAGAAGGUUCAGAUGCUCAAGAUUUAUUAAUUCAAUUAUUACAAAAGGAUCCAAAAUUAAGAUUAAACGAUGCUGAAAAGAUUAGAAAUCAUCGUUUCUUCAAGGAUAUCGAUUGGCAAAAAUUAUUAAAUAAAAGUUAUUUACCUCCUUUCAAACCAAAUGUGGAAAGUUUAUUAGAUACUUCAAAUUUCGAUCAAGAAUUUACAAAAGAGAAACCUCAAGAUUCAGUUGUGGAUGAUUUCUUGACUGAAAGUGUACAAAAACAAUUUGGUGGUUGGACUUAUAAUGGUGAAAAUGCCUUCGGUUAAGCCUUAUUCUUAUUAGCUUACUCUUAUAACUACUACAAUAUCUUCCAAUUAUGACAAAACUUGGUUAUGAUUUAUAG
This is a messenger RNA of Scheffersomyces coipomensis, 2276 nucleotides long. RefSeq names its product serine/threonine protein kinase. Gene Ontology annotation, molecular function: ATP binding; protein serine/threonine kinase activity. The transcript has 2 exons. The record is from RefSeq and is a predicted model, not a curated record. The coding region runs from base 1 to 2199 and encodes 732 amino acids. Gene Ontology annotation, cellular component: nucleus; cytoplasm. NCBI's taxonomy places the organism in Eukaryota, Fungi, Ascomycota, Pichiomycetes, Serinales, Debaryomycetaceae. Gene Ontology annotation, biological process: protein phosphorylation.